UGAAAGUGCUGUGAGAGUGUGUUUCCCACUGCGCAUCGGUGGGGCUAUAACUGUCAUGGUGUCACUGUGAGUUUGUGUACUGGCGCCUGCGCGUGUCAAGAUAUGUGUGAGCCUGUGAGUCGUGGGUGCGUGGGUCGCCAUCCUCCCUCCGUGUGGACGUGUGUGUGCGUGUACCGCUGCGAUGUGUGUGUCUCUGUGGUGCUGGCUGUGGGCGUGAUGUGAAGGAGAUGUGUGUCACUGUGUCUGUGGGGGUCCCGCCUUGGACCUCCCCACAGCCCGCCCUCCUCCCUGGUUCUGUGGCUCCCUCCCAGGCAGUGUCCCUGCCCCUCCCCUCCUCUCCCUCCCAACCAGUCUGUGCAGAGGGGGGGGGAGCUGGUGCUGUGGCCCCCCUCCUCCCCAUCCUGGCCCCAUAAAUAGCAGCAGAGCCGGAGCUGGAGCCAGCGCCAGCGGCUGGAGCAGCAAGGAAGUCAGGGGCAGGGCCCGGAAAGCUGGAGAGAGGAGACCCCCACUAAGAGCCCAGUGCCAUGUCGGACCCUGAGAUGGAAUGGGUGCCCGAGCCCCCCGCCAUGACCCUGGGAGCCUCUCGAGUUGAGCUGCGGGUGUCCUGCCACGGCCUCCUGGACCGAGACACACUCACAAAGCCGCAUCCCUGCGUGCUGCUCAAGCUCUACUCCGAUGACCAGUGGGUGGAGGUGGAGCGCACGGAGGUGCUGCGCUCCUGUUCCAGCCCCGUCUUCUCCCGGGUGCUGGCAGUCGAAUACUUUUUUGAAGAAAAGCAGCCACUGCAAUUCCACGUGUUCGACGCCGAGGAUGGAGCCACCAGCCCCAGCAGUGACACCUUCCUUGGCUCCACAGAGUGCACCUUGGGCCAGAUUGUGUCACAAACCAAGGUCACUAAACCAUUACUGCUGAAGAAUGGGAAGACUGCGGGCAAGUCUACUAUCACGAUCGUGGCUGAGGAGGUAUCAGGCACCAAUGACUAUGUGAAACUUACCUUCAGAGCCCACAAGCUGGACAACAAGGAUCUCUUCAGCAAGUCUGACCCUUUCAUGGAGAUCUACAAGACCAAUGGAGACCAGAGUGAGCAGCUGGUCUGGAGGACUGAGGUGGUGAAAAACAACCUGAACCCCAGCUGGGAGCCGUUCCGCCUGUCCUUACACUCUCUGUGCAGCUGUGACGCCCACCGGCCUCUCAAGUUCCUGGUGUAUGACUAUGACUCCAGCGGGAAGCAUGACUUCAUUGGCGAGUUCACCAGCACAUUCCAGGAAAUGCAGGAAGGGACAGCAAACCCUGGGCAGGAGAUGCAGUGGGACUGUAUCAACCCCAAGUACCGGGACAAGAAGAAGAACUACAAGAGCUCAGGGACAGUGGUGCUGGCCCAGUGCACAGUGGAAAAGGUACACACCUUCCUGGAUUACAUCAUGGGUGGCUGCCAGAUCAGCUUCACGGUGGCCAUCGACUUCACAGCCUCCAAUGGGGACCCGAGGAGCAGCCAGUCCCUGCACUGCCUCAGUCCCCGGCAGCCCAACCACUACCUGCAGGCCCUCCGCGCGGUGGGAGGCAUCUGCCAGGACUAUGACAGUGAUAAGCGGUUCCCGGCUUUUGGCUUCGGAGCUCGAAUCCCGCCAAACUUUGAGGUGUCCCAUGACUUCGCCAUCAACUUUGACCCAGAAAACCCUGAGUGUGAAGAGAUCUCAGGGGUCAUCGCCUCCUACCGCCGCUGCUUGCCUCAGAUCCAGCUCUAUGGCCCUACUAACGUGGCCCCCAUCAUCAACCGCGUGGCCGAGCCAGCGCAGCGUGAGCAGAGCACUGGCCAAGCCACGAAGUACUCAGUGCUGCUGGUGCUCACUGACGGCGUGGUGAGCGACAUGGCUGAGACCCGGGCAGCCAUCGUGCGAGCCUCCCGCCUACCCAUGUCCAUCAUUAUCGUGGGCGUGGGCAACGCUGACUUCUCCGACAUGCGGCUGCUGGACGGGGACGACGGAACCCUGCGUUGCCCAAAAGGGGUACCUGCGGCCCGUGACAUUGUCCAGUUUGUGCCCUUCAGGGACUUCAAGGACGCCGCGCCCUCUGCACUAGCUAAGUGCGUCCUGGCAGAGGUUCCCCGGCAGGUGGUAGAGUACUAUGCCAGCCAAGGUAUCAGUCCGGGAGCUCCCAGACCUUCCACACCAGCUGUGACCCCCAGCCCCAGCCCGUGAUGCCUCUCGACACAAGCAACACCCCCUCAGUCUCUCAGUGCCUGUGCUGACCCUUGUGACUCCAGUGACCAGUGUCUCUGCCUCUUGGACCAGCAAUGCCCUUUGGGUCCUGGAAGUGAGUGUUGGGCCCUGUUCCCAUGUCUCCAAGCCUCAUCCCCCUCAACUCUGUGGACCCUCAGUAACUUUCUUCAGUGAUUGUGACUUUAUGGAUGUUAAUAAAGGGAACUAGUGCC
Psammomys obesus (fat sand rat) is the source of this 2431-nucleotide messenger RNA. RefSeq names its product copine 6 (gene Cpne6). The transcript is spliced from 17 exons. Lineage: Eukaryota; Metazoa; Chordata; Mammalia; Rodentia; Muridae. The record is from RefSeq and is a predicted model, not a curated record. Bases 525 to 2198 code for a protein of 557 amino acids. Gene Ontology annotation, biological process: cellular response to calcium ion. Gene Ontology annotation, molecular function: calcium-dependent phospholipid binding. Gene Ontology annotation, cellular component: plasma membrane.